Molecule: messenger RNA, 834 nt
Organism: Cladophialophora psammophila CBS 110553
Lineage: Eukaryota; Fungi; Ascomycota; Eurotiomycetes; Chaetothyriales; Herpotrichiellaceae
Exons: 2
Coding region: 1-834 (277 amino acids)
Biological process (GO): pentose catabolic process
Cellular component (GO): cytosol
Molecular function (GO): aldehyde-lyase activity
Source: RefSeq, a predicted model, not a curated record
AUGGACAUCCACACCGCCAAACGCACGCUCAUAACCGCCAACCACAUCCUCCACCACCAAGGCCAAGUCCUAGACGCCUACGGCCACAUCAGCGUCCGCCACCCAACUGAUCACACCGUCUUUCUGAUGGCGCGCUAUGUUCCUGCAGCACUAGUCGCGUCGCCCGAUGACAUUGUCGAAUACCGAGUUGAAGAUGCGGAACCCGUGGAUCCGCAUGCUCCGAGAGGUUAUACGGAGCGGUUCAUCCAUUCCGAGCUAUACAAGAGGUUUGGAGAGGUGAGGAGUGUUUGCCACAGUCACGCGCGGGAGGUUAUCCCUUGGGGGCUGUUGGUGGGAAAGGGAUCGGGACUGAAGGCCUGUGUUAAUACGAGUGGAUUCUUGGGAAAGGAAACACCCGUCUUUGAGCCACGUCCGCAUUUUAGGCUAGGAGACAUCAAAGACCUCCUGAUCCGUUCCGCGCAUCUCGGUGCUGCGCUUGCAGCAUUGUUCACCAAUUCAGCCGGUAGUGGCGGUCAGCUUGAUCGGAGCGUCGUAUUGAUGCGAGGCCACGGAAUGACUGUAGCAGCGACUUCGACCGAGCACUGCGUUUUCCGCUCAAUUUAUGCGAGGAACAAUGCCAUUGUCCAGACCACGGCGGUGACGUUACUAAGUUCGCUGAAGCUGGGAUCGAAUGCUAGCAGUGAGCACGAUCACGAAGAAGAGGGGGGUUUGACGUUCCUCGAUGAAGAGGAGGUGGCAGAUUGUACGGGGAUCAAUGUGAAGACCGUCCUCAGACCGUGGACUGCGUGGAGUCGGGAGGUUCAGGCGAAUCCAUUAUAUGUGAAUCUUGCGUAG